AUGGGAACCAGUACAAGCAUCGAAGAGAAGAAGGAGGUAUCAAUUCUUCGUCGACCUAAGCAGGGCGAAGCCAGUGAUCUCUAUUGGGCUUGCCGAAAUGGUGACAUCGAUACCGUUCAAAAAAUUAUUGCGUCAAAUACCUACAUUGAUAUCAAUUGUCUGGAACCGAAUGGUAGCACAGCUCUACAUGCAGCUUCUUUUUUCGGCCAUACUGACAUUGUUCGACUACUUCUUCAUCAAUGCGGAGUUAUUCGCCAUCGAAGAAAUCGACAUGGUCUCACUGCAUACGACGAGGCAGCUACUGACGAGAUUCGUCAACUAUUCCGUCGUUCAUCGAAUUCACAACGAUUUUGCAGUGACACCACUACCGAUGCUGAGCAUCUGUUUACUUUGACUGCUGACGAACAGACGGAAGAUGACGACGACAACGAUAAGGCGCCAAACGAUUGGGUUGACGGAGAAAAUGACGAGGAGAAGAUUCAUUUCCAACGAUAUGUCUGCCAUAUUGCAAAAACAAUGGCUUCAUCAUCAACUUUGCGACCAUUAUUCCGUCGUAUAAUUCGUGACAAAGAUGAUUUCAAUCAGAUAUACAAUGAAAGUACAGCUGCAGAAGCUUUACAACGUCUUAUUGAUGAGCAUAUUACUCCAUCACAUUCUGAAUAUCAGAAAGCAUGCGAACUCGUCUCGAAAUAUGUAAAAACUAAGAAUGUUGAGCAUCUCUUGCGCCUUUAUUCACUUGAGACACCCUUUUAUAAGAACCUUGGUAUGGGUCAAGGGAAUCAUUGCUUAUUAAUUCCACUUCUUUUUAAGCUGGAUGGUUUAAUAAAACGUGCAUAUCAAGGUCGUUCAUUUCGUGGUUUGAAUAUGACUCGACAGGAUCUACGAGCAUAUCAAUGGGCUUUGAAACAUAAAGGUAGCAUCCUAAUAACAGAUAGUUUCUGUUCAACGUCUGUCGAUCAGGACGUGGCUUGUCGCUUUAUUGAUACUUCGUCUCCUGACACGAUUCCUGUUUUGAUGGUGUUCAACUUUUCAGAAAAAUGUGACACAGCUAUUCAACUCUUUCGUUUCUCUGAUACUCUACUUUCGAUAUCUGACUUUGAAGACGAACAUGAGGUCCUCGUUUUACCAAUGACACUGUUUCAUGUCACGGACAUUGAAGUUGACAAAGCAAAUGGUCAACACACAAUCUACCUUGAAAAUGUUCCAACGAAAGGGGAACUUUUCACAUCUUUACAACUUCUCUGGAAACAUCGAGAAUAA
Rotaria sp. Silwood2 is the source of this 1260-nucleotide messenger RNA. NCBI's taxonomy places the organism in Eukaryota, Metazoa, Rotifera, Eurotatoria, Philodinida, Philodinidae. The record is from the annotation of a GenBank genome assembly.